GUGGCUACGGGCUACUCGCUACCACAACACAAAAAUCGAAUAUUGAUAUUGCCAUUGCCCACCCUUCGUCUACAUCACCAGUUACCUCGUCAAGUAGCCAUCGCCAUCCAUCAUGGAUGUCAUCACCUCCUUCUCAAUCGACUCUCUACCAAAAGUCGCAACUGGCAAGGUUCGCGAACUCUACAAUGUCGACGACAAAACACUUCUUUUUGUCGCAUCCGACAGGAUCUCCGCAUACGAUGUGAUUAUGGAGAAUGUAAGAAAAGCAACCCUUGGAUUCAAAGCUACCUCCUCCACUCCUUCGAGUUUGUCAAUUAUCUACCAGCUUAGCUGACUUAUCUUUACCAGGGAAUUCCCGCGAAGGGUGCCCUUCUGAACCUCCUCUCGGCUCACUGGUUCCAUGUCCUCCCUACUCUUGUCCCAGGUCUUCGAACACAUUUCCUGACCCUCUCCCUUCCCUCUAUGAUACCGGACUCCCAAACCGUCAUACUUCGUAAUCGCUCAAUGCAAGUCCGCCGUCUAAAGAUAUUUCCCAUUGAAGCCAUUGUUCGUGGUUACAUCACAGGCUCGGCAUGGAAGGAAUACCAGCGCUCAGGCACCGUUCAUACUAUUCCAAUGGUUCCUGGGCUUCGAGAAUCAGAACCCUUUCCAGGAGGUGCUCUUUAUACGCCAAGUACAAAAGCAGAAGCCGGACAGAAUGAUGAAAACAUUUCCCCAGCUGAAGCAGCAAAGAUCGUUGGUACAAAGUAUGCCGAGAAGAUUGAAAAGCUUGCUAUUGCUCUUUACAGUGCGGCCCGAGAGUAUGCAAAGGAGCGCGGUAUUAUCAUCGCAGACACCAAGUUUGAAUUUGGGCUCGAUGAGGAAGCGGAUGAGAUUGUCCUAGUGGAUGAGGUAUUGACCCCCGAUUCGAGUCGUUUUUGGCCAGCAGACAAAUAUGGAAUUGGAAGGGAGCAAGAGAGCUUCGACAAACAAUACUUGCGGGAUUGGUUGGUUAAAGAAGGCUUGAAGGGCAAGCAAAGCGUCGUUAUGCCCGACGAGGUUGUGAAAAAUACCGCCGAGAAGUAUCGAGAGGCUUUUGAAAAGUUGACUGGGAAGAAUUGCGAUGAUGUUAUUCAUAACAGAAUAUAA
Hymenoscyphus albidus is the source of this 1128-nucleotide messenger RNA. The record is from the annotation of a GenBank genome assembly. NCBI's taxonomy places the organism in Eukaryota, Fungi, Ascomycota, Leotiomycetes, Helotiales, Helotiaceae.